Messenger RNA from Helianthus annuus (common sunflower), 816 nucleotides. Its product is annotated as heterogeneous nuclear ribonucleoprotein U-like protein 1. The transcript has a single exon. Bases 1 to 816 code for a protein of 271 amino acids. The record is from RefSeq and is a predicted model, not a curated record. NCBI's taxonomy places the organism in Eukaryota, Viridiplantae, Streptophyta, Magnoliopsida, Asterales, Asteraceae.
AUGGAAAUGGAUGACGACUCGGACCCAGAACUGCAAACCGGAACACCGGGCCACCCUAUCAGCAUUUCGAGCGGUUCUCCAUAUCAAGGAUCGCCAUAUCGUGGGCCCGAUUCGUUUGCCGAAAGGUGGAACCAACAUGAAUGGGCAUUUACCCCUUCAUAUCACAACUCUCCUGCUCAACCUCCAUUGGAUGAGCCGCAUCUUCAAGCAGUUUCUCCACCACCUCUUCCUGUUGAGGAGCCACCUCAACAACCACCUCAACCACCUCAUGAGCCGCCGAGGCGGGGGAGGAAUGCACGAAUAUCCGUGCGAGGGGGACCGCGGUUCAGUUCCCCUCAAGGUUCAAGCUCUUACCCUCCUAUCCCCGAGGACCCACAAAUGGGUGGACCCUCACACGCGGUGCCGGAAGACGAUCCUCCGCCGGUUUCUUAUGCACCACCGCCACCGCCAAUGGGUUUCGACAACCUGAUACCAACUUACCCAGGUUCAUCUAGGUAUAACCCAUCUGGAUAUCCAACCACUAUGGAUUAUGGAUAUCAAACCUCUGUGGGUUAUGGAACCCAAGAUCCGUAUCUUACGGCUGCACAGUACAACGCACUCUAUCCUUCUUCUUACCCUCCAGUUUACCCAACUGGAUAUCUGGUGCAGGGGUAUCAAUACCCACCAUAUCAGCAACCUCCUCCUCCCCAACAGGAGCAAACUCGGGAGAUUCUACAGAGGUUGGACAGGGUUGAGCGUAAAGCAGAUGAAACCAACAAAAAGCACAGCAGCUUUCUCAAGGGCCUUGCAAGUCUCAUCAAAGGCAAAAAGAAAUAG